GGCUCUGUGGUAAGCUGUGUUUUAUCAUUAUGCUCGUGGUAUGGGCGUGUGAUGUCACAUGCGUAAUGCUCGGGCUAAACUGUUUCCUGCCUCUAAAAGUGGCAACAGUGCGCUGUCGGGACAAACAGAGUUAGACGAUGCUGCUGCUGUGAGGAAGUUGUGUUUUAAUCUUGUUACUGAUUCUGGGUUUAAAGCCUUUUAAGACCCGAUCGAUGCUCUUCUUUUUUUUUUUUUCCUUUUUUUCCGAAUGGUGUUAUCCUCCAGUCGUUGGUCUGAUUUACUUCUGCUACAUCUGUUUUGUCAUUUCUUUGGAGGCCUGCAUCAGCCUGCUGUGAUCAUCUAUUUUGAAGAUGUCUGCAGAUUUUGGUGAAUCAUUUUAAAGGCUAAAAUUAAAACCAUAACCUUUUACGCUCAGUUCUAAAUCUGCUGCUGUUUUCUGUUACACUUUUCAUAAUUCGUUUGUUGGACCACAUGGGCUUCACUUUCACCUGUACACUAAAUUAUAAAAGCACAAAAAAAAACAGCUGAAGUUCCAAAAAUAAAAUUCUCUCUUUCACAUUAUUUGGCUUUUUCGUUAUUCUCCUCAAAGGCCUUACGCGUUUCUGCAGGCCUCUAAAUUAUUAAUGUCUUCAUCCAGUGUUAGAAAUCCACCACAGCAACGGUUAAAGUAAAAUGCAAAGUGUUUUAACGACUAAGGCUUUAUUUUUGAUAUUAUUGUCAACCCAUAAAGUCUCAUUUGCUUUGACUGAAUAUAAGAUAAAACAGGCCCUGAGCUUUAUGUUGCUCUCAAACUCCCAGUGGACGCUGUUUCAUUUAAAAAAUAAAAAACAAAAAAAGCAGAAGAAAGAAAUAAAAAGCCUGCAAAUGUAUUGAAAAAGAAGCCUGGCCGGACUAGUUAGCCUUUGGUCCAAGUCAAGCUGCCAGGAAACGCUGACUUUAUCAUUCUUUUGUUGUGAAUCUCGGCUUUGACCCGUCUGAAGGACAUCAGGGGAAGGUGAAAGACAGGUCAGCCCGUCUAAUAAAUAUUGAAAUGUGAAGUGCAAGGACGAUUUGUUAAGCCCCGUUUUACCUUCAGCUAUAACGAAUAUUUUUUUGUGUUUUUUGUUGGCAUUUUAAUGAGCAUUGUGAAAAUUACCAGUAGUCUUAUUUCGUUAAGAAAUAUUCAGCCCAAAAGGUCAAAUCUUUUUUAUUUUUUUCCUAUUCCUAUUUUUUCCUAUUUCUAGUUUCCUCUUUAAACUUCACAAACUUCGGGCAAAAAUUGAUGCUGAAUUUUCACGCUGUAAAUAAUAAGUUGAUUCUUAGUGCAUUUAAUUCUAACUAAAAAAAAAAGAAAGAAAGAAAGAAAAGGAAAGAAAGUCAGUCCUGUGGGUCAGCAGUCUAUAUGCCACAUUUUGGCCAAAACAACAGUUUAAUAUUAAAUCAAAGAAACAAAUAGAUUCGUUACCAACCGUAUCAGUAUAAAAUCACAUUAUUCUACUCCCGAUUUCCAAAAUAAAAAACUUUUGCGCCACCUCUCUGAGCCAACUUUAAAUCAUUUGCAAAGUUUCAGUCUAGGACCUGUGGCGGCCGUCGUGGCGGUCUCAGUUCAUGGCUGAUGGUUAAUGGUUGCUAAACUUUUGCCCCCCCUUUUGAGCUGUCAGCAGCAGCGAAAAAUAAUUGAACUUUUUGAUAACUUUGUAAAUGAUUCGGCUUGACCUUGCUGGCCUCGGGCCUCAUCUUUUGGCCAAGUGGUGAUAGCAGCAGAGCCUGUGUUAGCCGGCCAGUGUCCACAGCUUAUCUGAUAGCGCUGCUGCAUGUUUGACAAGAGGCUUAACGUUAAACCUGAGCUGACAGCAUGCACCAAUGAAAAGUAAAUUAUACAGUUUGGAAGAUCUUUUUCCCCCCUUAUUGAGGAUUUUGGAGGAAGACCUACUACAGAGAAAACUUGCUGAUAUUUUCUUUUUUUCUUGUUAUUUGCUGUUCAAACUGAGAGGACAGCCCUGGCCAGGGGCAGCCAGUGGGCCUGCAGUUUUAUUUCUUUUCAGAAUCAGGCUGUGAUGAGGCUUUUGAAGCUACCGCGUGAGCAGGUUUGCUUCAAAUCAGCAAGCCAUGAAGCUCAACCUUACAGGCGACCGAAUUAAAAAAAGAAUUGCAGUGGCUUAAAGGAAACGAGAUUAAAUUAAGACACUGAUUGCAGCUUAUAAAAAAAAAUUACCCUUUGGUGCUUGUGUGUUUUAGCCCAUCUGUUUCUGGUGCAUGCCUCUUAUUUCCUUAUACAACCUAGUCCCUUUGAUGUGCUGGUGUAUCCUGACUGCGGGCCACUUUGCAAAUUUAGUUUGGCUUGAGUGCAAAGAAAGUGCUGCGGUUUGAGGGGCUAAAGGCUGGGCUUCGCGUCGUCUAUAUAUACCCUGUAGAACCGAAUUUGUGUGAUGAAACCACAGUCACAGAUUCGAUUCUAGGGGAGUAUAUGGUCGAUGAAAAAACUUCGAUUUAUUGACUCAUGGGCUCCAUCUUUAUCGGGCUCCCGGUGCCUAACGCGCCGUCAGUGGCGUCCCUGUGACAAGCGUUGGGUUUGUGGACGAGAGUAAAUCUGACAACGCCACAUUCCUCAUAAGAGAGACAGAGGAUGGUGGAAACUAUAUGCUUAAAGCAAAAAAAAAAAAAAAUCUCUAUAUAUAAACAUGGCGGUGCGUGCAUUUCUGUUUAGCUCAUGCUGGAAUAAAACACCAAAUUGAUUUAGUAAAAAAAAAAAAAAACACACAGCACACUCCAGCUGUAUCUCUUUUUUUUUGUUCCUCCUGUGGGUCGUUUCUGUCUCUACAUUAUUGAUUCCCAGAGGCUGCCGGUGCUGGCCAAUGGGCUCCUGAGAUUGUUCUUUCAAAGGGAUGGGAGCAGAUGAAGUGAUGAGAUUCGUGUAACUUUUGGAUGACCCCUUCUUGACAAAGACACUGUCCAUCAAUUGUCCCCAGUCAUUAUUCGCUGCUUUUAUGCCAGGGGGCUUUUUGUAUCUUUUGUUGGUUUCUCUGUUGAACACCGUGCCUUCAAGUUAGACAUUAGAACCUGGUAGAUUUUCAUAUCGGCUCGGAUAAAACGCCAGCACGCACAGCCAACAGCCCACGUUUCUUGUUGUUUAUAAUUUUAAAGUGAAGCAUUUAAGGCUUUCGGUCCGUGUGUGUCUUUUCUGUCUUAUAUUUUCAGCAUCCCUGUUUGUUUGCCCAGAGUGCCAAAUUAUGUUUGUCAGAUUAAUGUUUGUUUUUUUCCCCACACGAGGGUUUAAUUUUAGUAUCUCUUUAGUUAGGUAAAAAAGCAUUUAGUUGUGUGUUUACUCGUGUUUGGACCAGCAUCACCUCCAUUGGCCGCUCUGGUCACAUGGUUCGCUAACUUUAUUCAGUUGACACCAAGUAGGAGGGCUUUAUGGAGGGAGGAAAAAAAGACAACUCGAGAAAAAUUAGUAUUUUCUACCUUCAGAAAUUAAUGGCCAUGAGUUCGUAUAUGGUGAACUCUAAGUAUGUGGACCCGAAAUUUCCUCCCUGCGAGGAAUAUUCACAAAAUAACUAUAUACCUGAGCAGAGCUCGGACUACUACAGUCCAUCGCAGGACACAGACUUUCAGCAUCCAGGGAUCUACCCACGGCCAAACUACACGGAGCAGCCCUUCAGCUGCACCACUGUGCAGGACUCCACGGUGCAGCCACGGGGUCAUGUGCACGAAAGAUCCAGCAACCCGAGCAAUUUUAGCGCACAGACUGAGCAGGGGCCCCCGGUCCAAGUGGCCGGACCCCGGACUUGUGGACAGCAGCAAAACACAAAGAGCCAAAAUGGGAUACAAGCCAAGCAGCCUGCAGUAGUAUACCCUUGGAUGAAGAAAGUUCACGUAACUACUGUGAACCCGGAUUAUGCAGGACCGGAGCCCAAACGGUCCAGAACGGCUUACACCCGGCAGCAGGUCCUGGAGCUUGAGAAGGAGUUUCAUUUUAACAGGUAUCUGACCAGGCGGCGGCGGAUUGAGAUUGCUCACACCCUUUGUCUCUCCGAAAGGCAGAUCAAAAUCUGGUUUCAAAACAGAAGGAUGAAAUGGAAGAAAGAUCACAAACUGCCCAACACCAAGGGGAGAUCCGCACCAGCCUCCAGCCAUCUGCAAAGCAUUCAGAAGGAUAACCAGACUGAUAUCACAGCAUUAUAAGACAAGGAGGUGUCAUGUCUUUAGAAAUUAUUUGUACAUAAAAAAGUCAAAGGUUGCAUCUGACCUUUUUUCUUUUUUUCUUUUUUGUUUUGUUUUGCAUGGACCGAUGUCGUUUAUAGCUUUUUUUUUGUUUUAAUUAUUUAACAAAAAUGACCCCAACAGUGUUGACUCUGAACUGAGUCAAAAAAAAAUAAAAAAUCAAUCAGCCAGUCUUCAUGACUGAGAAGAAGUUGACCCUCUUCUCUGUUUUAAUUUCCUCCGAAUAAAUAUUAGGUUUUUUUUUAUUCUUUUGGACGUUGCCCACCUGAAGACAUUUACUAAAAAGCAGCCUUGCUCGAUUUUCUGGAUGUAUCCGAACCGUCUCUGCUCCCUUCACGUGGAUUCGCGCUGUUUUUUUAAAGGACUGAACUGUCUUUAUUCGAAACAUGGUGGCCACUUCCUUCAAAAUGCGCGCACACACAAAGGUUAUUCGAGUUUUUUUUCACCCCCCUCCGAAAUAAAACUCCACAUUUUAAACGCACAAUAUUUGUACUUGAAGGAUUUGCGAAUGAGCACGCCAAACACCCCUCUACCUUAUUUCGUUUAGUUGCAAAAUAUCCCACUGAAUGUUUCAGUUCCACGUUUGUAUGUUUUAACUUAUUUUGUACAAAAAAGCUUUGGAUAUUUUCUUAGCCUAAAUAUUAUUCCCAAAAAACUCCCAAAACGUAAGACAUUCCUGUGUGCACACUAUUCAGAGUGCCCUUAUAAAUCUCCGCUGACAUCUUUGUAAACAGUGUACAUUUUCAGAGGCUCUCUCUCAUGCCAUUUGAAACUCUCCUAUGAAAGAUCAUUUGUUCCUGCAUGGCAUUGAAUUGAUAUUGGAUGUUUCUCAUUGGAAAUAAUCAAGUCCUGAGUAUUUAGGACUAUUAUUGUUUAUUUUUCUUGAUGCGAUUUUUUCUACGUCAUUAUUUAUUUUAAAACUCGUGUACAUUUUCGUAUAGCACACAAUUUAAUUGAAAGUAUUCGUUAAACUUUUUUUUUUAUUCUUAAAUAAGUUCUUGUGCGUUAUUAGCAUGGCUUUAUGAAAAGUUUUUUAUUUUGUCUUAGUUAAUAUGGGAAUCCUUUUUCCUUUACACCGAGGGGGGCUUUCAGGUCACGUUUCAGGACAGAUAUUUUUUUUGUUUUAUACCGUCAUUGUCCUUGGACAGAAGAAAAAAAAAAGCCCAGAAGCUCUCCCAGUAUGAGGAGGUCUCCUUUCUGAAGUCUUCGUGAUGAGGGAGUUGAAAAGGUAUUUCAACCGAAGGUCGACAAAGCAGCAGUGGCAGGUUCAUCCAGGGGACACAUUUCAGCCGCGAGGACUGACCCCAACACCCCUGACCCGCCGGACAGGCAGCAUUUUCUCUCCCAGGCGCUACUCGCUUUGGUUUGGAGGACUCAUCCACACUCAAAAAAGCUAAAACUCAUUCAAAGUAAGGGCCAGUGAACGCCGCGGUUUUCCACUUGUUUUAACAGUAUUUAUAUCAGACGCUGCCCCCGAAAAGGUUCUGAUUCGUGCAUUUGUCUCCUCGUGUCAAUAUGCGAUCUUUUUGGUUUUAUUUUUGUACAUGCUUUCUACCUUGUACUGUGCAUUGAGAUGUGAGAAAUAUAUUGGAAAAUAAAGAUUUCUACUGAUUACGCAUUUAAA
Molecule: messenger RNA, 5824 nt
Organism: Mugil cephalus (flathead mullet)
Lineage: Eukaryota; Metazoa; Chordata; Actinopteri; Mugiliformes; Mugilidae
Gene: hoxd4a
Product: homeobox D4a
Exons: 2
Coding region: 3394-4161 (255 amino acids)
Biological process (GO): embryonic skeletal system morphogenesis; anterior/posterior pattern specification; regulation of transcription by RNA polymerase II
Cellular component (GO): nucleus
Molecular function (GO): DNA-binding transcription factor activity, RNA polymerase II-specific; RNA polymerase II cis-regulatory region sequence-specific DNA binding
Source: RefSeq, a predicted model, not a curated record